CAAUCAUAUUGUUUUUACAAAAGCUAAAAAAGAUGUACAUACUUUUUGCUAUUUAAUCUUUAAAGAGAGUAUAGAAUUUCAACAAACCCUUCCGAAGAAAGUGACUUUUCUUAGUCCUAUUAAUACUCUCUCUCUCUCUGGAGAUCUGUUAUUUCGUUUUCUCCACCUUUCUCUUCAGAUUCCAUUAACCUUCAAAAGUUUUAAAUACAUGCUCUCUGCUCAAAGCGUUUUUCUUUCGUUACUUGUAAAGUAAAACACAGAGCUCUCUUCUCUUUCAUCGUUCCUUUGCUCAGCAUUGCAGCUUUAAUAAACCAAAAUGGGUAGACAUUCUUGCUGUUACAAACAAAAGCUGAGGAAAGGGCUUUGGUCUCCUGAAGAAGACGAGAAGCUUCUCAAUCACAUCACAAAUCACGGCCAUGGCUGCUGGAGCUCUGUCCCUAAACUCGCUGGUUUGCAGAGAUGCGGAAAGAGUUGCAGACUGAGAUGGAUCAAUUACUUGAGACCUGAUUUAAAGAGAGGAGCUUUCUCUCCAGAGGAAGAAAAUCUCAUCGUCGAGCUUCACGCUGUCCUCGGAAACAGAUGGUCACAGAUUGCAGCAAGGCUUCCGGGAAGAACCGAUAACGAGAUCAAGAAUCUGUGGAAUUCAAGUAUCAAGAAGAAACUGAAACAAAGAGGCAUUGAUCCAAACACACACAAACCCAUCUCUGAAGUUGAGGGCUUUAGCGACAAAGACAAACCAGCAACAAGCGACAAUAAAAGAAGCAGCAACGAUCAUAAGUCUCCGAGUUCCUCCUCUGCAACCAACCAAGACUUCUUCCUAGAAAGGCCAUCUGAUUUCUCCGACUACUUCGGUUUUCAGAAGCUUAACUUCAACUCCAACCUCGGACUCUCUGCUGCAACUGAUUCUUCACUCUGCUCCAUCAUUCCGGCGCAGUUUAGCCCCGGAAACAUGUCUGGUUCUGUCUUCCAGACUCCGGUAUGCGUAAAGCCUUCAAUUAGUCUUCCUCCGGACAACAGUUCGAGCACCGUCUCCGGAGGAGAUCAUGUGAAACUGGCUGCACCUAAUUGGGAAUUUCAGACAAACAACGCCUCCAGUUUCUUCGACAAUGGCGGAUUCUCAUGGUCAAUCCCAAAUUCUUCUUCUUCACUAGUCAAACCCAAUCAUAACUUCGAAGAAAUGAAAUGGUCAGAGUAUUUGAACACACCGUUCUUCAAUGGGAGCACUGUACAGAGUCAAAGCUCACAACCGAUCUACAUCAAAUCAGAGGCAGAUUACUUAGCCAAUGUUUCGAACAUGACAGAUCCUUGGAGCCAAACCCAGAACGAGAAUUUGGGCACAAAUGAAGCUACUGACGUGUUCUCCAAGGAUCUUCAGAGAAUGGCCGUCUCCUUUGGUCAGUCCCUUUAGCUUUUUUUUUUUCUUCUUUUCUUUAUUCUAACAGAUGUAGAGAACAAAAAAAUAUACAAUACAUACAUACGUACAGUGGAUUUAAGUCUGUAUAUUCCAUGAGCUGUCUUUAUUUUUACAUUUUUUAAGUGUGUUUUAUACGUCAAAUAUUCUUCUAUUUUUUGCAAACCUUUCAGUCUCAUACUAUAUAUACACUUUUAUUUCUUUUGUUUUGUUAUAAAGAUUAUGAUGCAUAGAAUUCUCGAUGAUUUCAGAGGCCUGUGUUUGCAAUUAAUCUGUUGAAGAACAAUGAUGAAAGUAAUAAAUCAGUUUCUGUCUGUUUCCGUGAACGAGUUGUAAUCCAGAGUCACAU
Messenger RNA from Thlaspi arvense, 1760 nucleotides. Lineage: Eukaryota; Viridiplantae; Streptophyta; Magnoliopsida; Brassicales; Brassicaceae. The record is from the annotation of a GenBank genome assembly.